AUGCAAAUUUCGCGAUACUUUUCCUAUUCGGAAGCGAAUUGGCCUUCAAAAUCGCUGAAUAUCUCGUUGGGACGAUGCGAUUUGAGCCCCGAGGAAUGCAAUGAGCAAUAUCAAGAAAACGGCGCCAUGGUUGAAGUGUUCUUUGAACAGCUCAACUACGAGGUUUUCACCGAAUCCGAAGCGUAUGGGGUCGUGAAAAUGUUGGCCGAUUUUGGAGGUCAAUUGGGUCUUUGGUCGGGCGUCUCUUUCAUGACCGUUUGCGAAUUUCUCGGCCUUUUUUGCGAGUUAGCUUACAUGGCAGCUCUGCAUCAUUACGCUAUCCAUAAGCGGAAAGUUUGGGAAAAACAAAUGGCAAAAGAGAAAUAU
Mesorhabditis belari is the source of this 366-nucleotide messenger RNA. NCBI's taxonomy places the organism in Eukaryota, Metazoa, Nematoda, Chromadorea, Rhabditida, Rhabditidae. The record is from the annotation of a GenBank genome assembly.